GUCACUUUGUCAUCCUGUAAAAAUGAUGUCAAAUACAAGCGAUCGAACAAGAUUGAAAAAAUAAAUUCACUUUUUACUGAGUGACUUUAUCUUAUUGUAACAGUUGGAUUAAUUGUGUGUUUUAUUAUAAUAUCCUGAUGUUAUAAAUUACUGCUUUUGUGUAGACAUUCCUUUUAGAAGUAACGUAAAGAUAAACUAAGCAAGAUGAUGCAAUUUAUGCUCCUAUUUAGUCGGCAAGGCAAGUUACGCCUACAGAAAUGGUACGUGGCCCACCCGGAUAAACUGAAGAAGAAAAUUACCCGUGAACUUAUCACCACAGUGCUGGCACGGAAGCCCAAAAUGUGCUCCUUUCUCGAGUGGAAAGAUGUCAAAGUAGUAUACAAGAGAUAUGCGUCCCUGUACUUCUGCUGCGCCAUGGAGCAGGAGGACAAUGAGCUGCUGACCCUGGAGCUCAUCCACCGCUAUGUCGAGCUUCUUGAUAAAUACUUUGGCAGUGUAUGCGAGCUGGACAUAAUCUUCAACUUCGAGAAAGCCUACUUCAUCCUCGACGAGUUGGUGCUCGGCGGAGAGCUGCAGGAGACCAGCAAGAAGAAUGUGCUGAAAGCCAUCGCUGCGCAGGACCUUCUGCAGGAGGACGAGACGGUGGACGCGGCGCUGCGCGAGGUGGGGCUGCUCUGAGGGCCUCCAGAAACUUCCAGAUUCUUCCGUCACCAUUGGAUUGCCAAAGACUAAAAUUGUUUGCACCACGCUCCUUUCAUGUUGAAGGGUGAAUCAAGCAGUGGCGUAGAUAUACCAACUGAAACCCGGGGCAAAUUCAUUGAAUUAGGGAAAUGUGGGCCUAUGCUCUCGGUCAAAUUAAGACCCCUCUCGGGCCAAGGGCUGUGGCAUUUAGCCCACUUCGACUGUAUAGUUAUGCCACUGCUACUGCAUGGGAUCAAAGGAUUAUCAAUCGCUUUAAAUUGAAAUUUUAAAUCUAUCAUGUUUUUGACGCGAUAUAAAUUCAUCUUUUUUUAUUCAGAGCAUUAACUAUCCGUCACGGUAUUCUGCUUUAUUAGCAAUUUCUAAAGCAAUUGAUGACCCUUCACUAACUAAAAGCUUUCAGUACAUACUUGGCAAGAUGAUUGAGUUGUAAUUUAUUUAUUUCUUUCUAAAUUGUGUCUUGGCUACAGAAAAACGGUUGAAAUAAUGUAUCUUGCCUUAUAUGUAGAAAUAAUAUAAGCGUGCGGCGGCGGAAAGCCAACCAAUAUCAAAAUCAAAUUGUUGAUUUUUUAUAUAUUAUUUUACAUUUGUUAUCUUCAAAAUUUUAUCGAUAAUAUUCUCCAAGUAAUUGUAUAAAAGCUUAACGCUAUUCCUCUUGUUAGGUAGUCGAACCCAAGUAAUAAGUUUAUUUUUAUUUUGACAUAAAUGUACAAUUUAAAAUAUAAAUGACUAAUAUUGUUAUGGUGUGGUGUUGUGCGACUGCGAAGCCCGUGUCACUAGUGAGACCGAUUAUCUCGCUUAUGAUUGGUUGAUCUCAUUUGUGACAUGGGUAACCUUGGCUGUCAGAUUGACCAAUCACGAUUAAUUAAAUAAAGUGAACUUUGAGCGGUGAGACUGAUGAAACAAGUUGAAAUCUACGUGACUGGCUUAAUGAUAUCGUCAAAUAUUUAUUUCAUUUCAAAUUCGAGUACUUUCCCAGUAUAUUUGCAUAUCAAUCAACAUAAAUCUAUAGUUCGUUUUUUUAGCAUUAGAAAGAAGGCAAGAGAUCGUUAUUUGUUUAUUAAAAAACACAUUUAAAAAAUAAGUCACAGCAAAUAUGUAACAAUUAAAAUUAUAUACGAUUAUUUACAUUAUUUUGCUUUCAUAAGUAAUAUACAAGGUGCCCGUGAGCAUUGCGAGAGAUUUUAACGGUACAUUCCUGAUGGCAACAGAAGCAAAAAAUGUUAUGACUGUUUGUGAAAUUCGACAAAAAAAAAUUGUUUUUUUUUCCCUUUUUUUUAACACUCCUGUACAUAAAACGUAAUUUUUAUUGAUAAACACAUAACCUAAAAUUAACUAAAAAGUUUUUUUUGUUUGGGGGUAGCCACUCGAAUAAAUUUUUUUUUUUUUUUUUUCGAUGUCAAUCAAUAGGUAUGUCCAGACUAGACCUCAAAGUGGCAAUACCGCAGUCAAUGUGUUUUGUACCGAGUUACGGCGAAAGAAUGAUUUUGAAAAACAUUUAAUUAUCUCUGAAACUAGGCCUAUCCAGAAA
Messenger RNA from Cydia pomonella (codling moth), 2230 nucleotides. RefSeq names its product AP-1 complex subunit sigma-2 (gene AP-1sigma). Gene Ontology annotation, cellular component: AP-1 adaptor complex; membrane coat; intracellular membrane-bounded organelle. Gene Ontology annotation, biological process: intracellular protein transport; vesicle-mediated transport. The transcript has 5 exons. Lineage: Eukaryota; Metazoa; Arthropoda; Insecta; Lepidoptera; Tortricidae. The coding region runs from base 205 to 678 and encodes 157 amino acids. The record is from RefSeq and is a predicted model, not a curated record. Gene Ontology annotation, molecular function: clathrin-cargo adaptor activity.